Messenger RNA from Auxenochlorella protothecoides, 180 nucleotides. RefSeq lists its product as hypothetical. The transcript has a single exon. The coding region runs from base 1 to 180 and encodes 59 amino acids. NCBI's taxonomy places the organism in Eukaryota, Viridiplantae, Chlorophyta, Trebouxiophyceae, Chlorellales, Chlorellaceae. The record is from RefSeq and is a predicted model, not a curated record.
AUGAGUCCUCUCGGGCCCUGUGCGGCUCACCGUCUCCCCAGCAGCCGACCCAAGGGGGCCACUGGGGUCGGGCCGCUGCGGCGCCGCCAGCCCAGCGCCGUCAGCGCAGCGCAGAGCCGGCAUGCAUCAGCGCCUGUAUGGCCCGCUCGUGCUGACGCAGCAGGAUGGAGGGCCCGCUGA